CACCAUCAAAACCGUGCGAUCGCAGGAUGCCGCGACUACGUUGGACGUGGACGGCCAUGCUUGAGCUGCUUUGUUGGAGUAUGAUCCUCUUGCUCCCAACAUGGGCCAAGAGCACCUUGCCAGUGUCUCGCAAGGAAGGGAUUUCAACCGGACAAGUGGACGCGUUACAAGGACACCCCGGCGCGCUGACACUCUCUUACUUUUUGACGGGACCAGGAGAUUUACACUAUGCAAUUGUACCCCACGGCCAUAACUCGCUUGAAGCCGAUGCAAUCAAGCGAGCCGCCCUUGCUACACCAUCAAUGGCCACCGCUGGGACGUUCACGUCGACGGCUGCCACCAGACUCGCAUGGAAUGUCCUCACCUUGGAGGCAAAUUCGACGUACGAUGUCUACUUUGUCGCGGAAGCCAGCAACAGCAACGGGGUCUUUGGGACGGUCGUGUCGGUCAACGGUACAACCACCCACGCGCAUGCGCCUACGCUGACGCUCCAGCACAGCGAACCCAUUCGAGCUUCGUCGUCGAGCGCCGCAUUCAAGGUCAACAUGAGUUCCCCGGGGUUGCUGCACUACCUUGUGGUGCCGACUGCUGGGAGCCGCAACAUGUCCGCGUCAGAAAUCUGGUCGAGCAAUCAGUCGCUGUCUCUUUUAGUCCCAUCCACAGACGCUGUCGUCGUCAACGUCACGGAAUUGAACGCGUUCACAACGUACGACGUGUGGUUGACAACGGAGGUAAGAGGGAGUGACGGGGUGCUGGGGGCGGUCGUCCACGCUGCCGAGGCAUUCACGACCCAUGCGGUCGCGCCAGACGUAGUGCAUGUGGGAUGCGUACCUCGGGGCGGAACGACGAGCGAACUUCUCGUUGGGUUGCGUCUCCAAUUCGCACCGAAUGCGUUUGCCAGCGUGUACAACACCGCUGUCGUUCGUGCUGUGGAGUAUUCGAUCUGGUUUGUCGCGGAUGCAGCAUCGCCACCGAGUGCGUACGACACCGCGUGGACCAUCCAAAACGCCUCCAACACGACCACUCGACAAGCAGGGCAAUGGCGCCUCGCAAUUCCUGCCCAAGCAACCAACGACGUGUUCAACAUUGCAGCCACAGACACCACGGUGGAUUUGCAUGCGAACAUCAGUCAGUUGCAUGACGGGGCAAACUACACGGUUGCCGUCGUGGUGGAAACCAAAGGCAGCCGGGGGUUGUUUGGCGGUGUCUUUGGUAUCUCUGGAUGCGGCACCCAUCCGAUGCCACCGAAAGUCACAUCCGUUCAAGCGAGUGCGCUGGCCACGACCACGGACACUGCCGUGAUGCAAGUCGGUGUGGAAGCUCCAGCAAACAUCCACUUUGUCCUUGGAACCCCCGCUGUCUUCCGUCAGGUGCCGCAGCCAUACUCGCUGACCUUGUUGUCCACGACGUACAAUGCGUCAUUUCAUCGAAUCGAUGCUGUCCCCAGAGUGCACAACGCGACAAACGUGACGCUCACAGCGUUGAAUGCGUCCACGAUUUACGCCGUCGCGGUCUUUGCCGAAACCAUCGACAGCUUUGGAGUGUACGGGGCGCUGUCCAUCCCCAUCACCGAGUUUCGGACGAACGACCCGGCCGGACACGUGGCCAUUGUCGAAGCGACACCAGUCCAGGGGUCCACCACCGACAUCGCCGUCAAGGUUCAGCUCACGCAGCCGCAGAAUCACGUCGCAUUGUGUUGGAAACCCGCGGCACCUGUGGCCUUCAAGUGCGUGAACCAUACAGGGAGCGUCGUGGUGAGCAACUUUACACCUGGCUCGACGUACGAGCUGUACGCUGUAGCAUUGACUUUGCAGCAAGUCCAAAGUGUACCAAGUGCCCUUGUCACAGUGACCACUCAUGCCCCAGCACCACUCGUGAACGUCGUCACGCUUGACAGAAUCGACGGCCGCUACGACCAGCUCGUGGCGAAAUUUGCAACGUCAACGUCCGGGUGGCUGCACGCUGCACUGUUCACGUCGGAUGUGUUGGAAGGCAAGCCAAAUCUUACGAUUCACGAGCUUGUUCGUCGGCAGGUGCCAGCCCACUAUCAAAGUGCUGUCCAAAUGGAUGGCAGCAUGACACCGACGGAAGUGAUUCUGGACAAACUGGCGGCCAACACAACCUACGCCCUUGCGGUGUUUGCCGAAAGCGAGUCGGCAACCAACGACACGAGGUCGCAUGUGUACGGCGAUUUGCAUCUUGUGAACGUCACGACGUACAAGUUGGCGCCGACGAUUUUGCAGUCGGCUGCUCUUCCUCACAACGCCUCCACGGACGCCAUCUUGCUCGUGGCCAAUCUUUCGUCGCCAGGACGACUGCAUUACAUGAUUACAGACACAGACUUGCACGACCCCAAGGUACUCAAGCAGCCCCUCCAUCCACCGAGCCGCGCGGCAGCUGUUGUACGCCGGGGAGUUGUCGAUGUCACUGAACAAGUGUGGACGACGGCGAAUGAAACCCGCCAUGGCGUCAACGUCACGAUUGACGUCGCGCUGCCUAUUUUUCAUGCCAACUACACGAUCUCUGGAUUAGUGCCAGACACCAUGUACCACAUAUUCCUGACGACGGAAACGUUUGAGAGUCAGGGGGUGUUUGGCGCCCUGAUCGCGCCGCACUUGGCGACCACACAUGCCCCGCCUCCGACAUUUACAUCCCUUAACGUCGUGCCUACGCCUGGAAACCCCAAUUCCAUUUCACUCAACCUGACCUUGUCACGGUAUGGCCUUGUGCAUUACCUUGUCAUGCUUCGAGGCCUGCCAAACCCAAAUGCAACUGCCGCGGUUGACGCACGUCCGUUUGGAGCUUCGUCGAACGAUACGAACGUGGUCGAGGUAUCUGAACUGGACUCGACCACGCUCACUGGGGGUCGCAUACAGCGUGCGUCCCUGGAGGAGCUUGGCGCGGGGGUCGUUCACAAUGGAUCAAUUCCAAUCUCUCGGGAAGACUGGGCCAAAGUGGACACACCAACGCACAAAGCGUUCGGCGACCUCGUAUCAGGGGCAACGUACGAGUUGUGCAUCGUUGCCGAGACCGACGCUAGCAAUGGCGUGUUUGGUCCAGUCAAGUGCUUUGCCGUGACCACGUUUGUCGAUUACUCGAAUGCCACUGUCUUGAUCGACAUGAAAUCGGCAGAGCCGGUGCCAGGACGAACGGAUCAAGUCGAAGUGGUGUGGCGGAAGCUGUCUGGGGCGGACGUCGUCCCGUAUUUUGUUCUCGCUGAAGGCGGACAUACCACGUUUUCCUCUAGCGGCUUUGGCAGGACUCGAUUUUCGGAGAUCCAACCAGGCCAGCAUGGAGUUGUGGCAGCGGGCCGGCUGCCUCACGUCAAGGGAAGUCCUGACACGUAUCGAAUCGUCGUGGGUGACUUGGACGCCAACACAGCGUACUCGUGCUACUUUUCAGGAGAGACGGUCGGAUCGUUUGGGGUGUUUUCGCUCGUAAACACCUCGUACCCAGUGACGACGCAUGCGCCUCCGCCAGUCCUGACAAGCUACUAUGCGCGACCAGCCACGGGAAACACGUCUGGCAUCGAAGUCGUUGUGGACGUGGGAUGCCCCAAGCACGUCCAUUGUAAAGACGCGUGGGUGCAUGUCUUGAUUGCCUCCGCGGACUGUCCGCGCCGUCCAACGGCCCCGUUUUACCUGGCGCACAAAUGCGCCUUAACGUGUGCAAUGCACAAUGUGUCGAUUCCGGGGGGGACUGUAGCCAAGCAGCACGUCGUGUUCGUGGAAGAUGCAAAGGUGCUGGCUCCAAACACAACCUACACCGUGUACCUUGCGACGGAAACGCCCCACAGCCACGGCGUGUUCUCGGCCAUCAAGUCGACGGUCGUGACAACGCACGCGUCGCCGCCAACCUUUGUCGAUCUCAGCGUCCACCCGAAAUACGCCUCAACGACCGAACUCGUGCUGAGCUACGAGCUGUCGACGCCGGGGGUGGUCCACUUUCUCAUUGGGGAAGAUUCCAAACACAUUGACGUCCAGUCUGUGUACAACAUCAGUGCCCGCAAGGCGGCCGGAGGAGAAGACUGGCACAAGUACCCGCCACACACUAUAGCGUAUCGAAAAACGCUGACCGUUCCCACGACGACCCCCCGCACCGAGACGCUGGGAUACUUGACGGCAAACACGAGCUACACCGUUUGGGUUGUCGCUGAGACCGCCGCGGAUGCCAACCUGUACACGUCGAUUGCCGUGUUCUCGAACGUGUCAACGUUUGCGCCGGCCCCGCUCCUGCUGUCGCACGCUGCGUCGCCCACGCCAGGUUCGACGACCCACUUGCGUUUGGAAUACACGACAAACGAUCCGACGGGAGUCGUCCACUGCCUCGUUGCAGCGUCCACGCCGUGGAAGCCGACGCUCGCUGGUCCGAUUUUAUUUGGCAACCGCAUCGGGUACCACACUGACGUCGUAGCCCAAGUGUCGCUGGUCAAUGAAAGCAGCGUCGUCGACAUUCCAGUCCCAUUUGCCAACACAAACUACACAUUCUACUUGGUGACGGAGACGAAAGAUUCGAACGGAGUGUUUGGAGCUGUGGCUGUGCUGGAGAACAUCAAGUCGUCUGCACCAGCUCCUGACAUCGUGGACGUUCGAAUUUCUGCCACCGAUGCCAGAACCGACGCCUUGACGGUAAAUGUCCAGCUCAGCCGCGAGGGGACGCUCUAUUAUUCCGUCGCACAAGCUAGUCAGCCCUUGACUGUGUCCAAGCCGCCGCCAUUCAUCGUUGCAAACUCGACAAACGUGUCGUUUGUCGUGAGUGAACUUGAUGCAUCCACUUGGUACACCUUGUACUUACAAACGGAAACCCUGGGCAGCGGUGGCGUCGUGGGGCCGUUGGUUCAAGCAGCCAGUCCGGUCCCAACUCAUGGCCCACCGCCUGUGGUUCUGGAAGAAGUGGAUUGCUCGGGCGCACCAAAUUGCGAUGCCCUUGGUCGCGAGCCGGUAUCAAAGACCUUUUUGUUGUGUGCAUGCCAAACAAGAUUGUGUGUAGUGUUGGUUUGUCUCGAACACGUGCGGGGAGUGCCGUGCGGGAUUUGCGGGUGAAGAAACAGGACCGUCGAAUGUGCCGUGCGUGGCGGGAACCAAGAAAAAAGGCAAGAAGACGAUCGGGAUCAAGAUCAGCGGGGUCAAGCAGCCAUCGCAGCAAUCUGUGGCCGAAUUCGAAGUUCAAGCGAGUGCCAACGCGGUCGACGUGUGCCCGGAACAUGCCCACAUGUCCGUCGAAACGAGUCGUUGCGAAUGCAUCGAUGGCUACACGAUGGACAACCAUGUGUGCAUUCCGUUGUGCCCACCCAACUCGUCCAUGUCUGCGCCUGGCCGGUGCCAAUGCGACCCUGGAUACGUCUUGGAUGCGCUCCAAACGUCGUGCGUCCUGCAAGUCACAGGCAGCAGCAGCGGACUCGGCAGCGGUGGCGUGUACACGUCGACUUAAGUUGAAGCGAUCUUUCUCCAAACGAACACGAACCGUUUCAUGUCGGUG
Molecule: messenger RNA, 5478 nt
Organism: Aphanomyces invadans
Lineage: Eukaryota; Oomycota; Saprolegniomycetes; Saprolegniales; Verrucalvaceae
Exons: 4
Coding region: 27-5042 (1671 amino acids)
Molecular function (GO): protein binding
Source: RefSeq, a predicted model, not a curated record